AUGAAUACAGGAGAUGAAAUCGAUGCAGCAGCAGCAGCAGAUGCAGCAGCAGCAGCAGCAGCAGAAGAUGAGCAGCUGCAGCAGCUGCAGCAGCAGGAGAUGCAGCAGCAGCAGCAGCAGGAGAUGCAGCAGCAGCAGCAGCAGCAACUGCUGCAGCAGCUGCAGCAUUUGCUGCACCAGGAGCACGAGUAUAUUCUGCCUGUGUCUGUCUCUUAUUAG
Eimeria mitis is the source of this 219-nucleotide messenger RNA. RefSeq lists its product as uncharacterized. The record is from RefSeq and is a predicted model, not a curated record. NCBI's taxonomy places the organism in Eukaryota, Apicomplexa, Conoidasida, Eucoccidiorida, Eimeriidae. Bases 1 to 219 code for a protein of 72 amino acids. The transcript has a single exon.